This is a messenger RNA of Rubroshorea leprosula, 2610 nucleotides long. The record is from the annotation of a GenBank genome assembly. NCBI's taxonomy places the organism in Eukaryota, Viridiplantae, Streptophyta, Magnoliopsida, Malvales, Dipterocarpaceae.
CAAAUUAAAGCUACCCUCAAACCUCAGCCACAGAUUCUUUCAACACAGAUAUGCCUUUCGUAUCUCAGUAGAAUUCAUCAAUUAAUAUUUCUGCCAAAUUUUCACACCUUUUUUUUUUUCUUUAUAAACUUGUUAUUAAAUUAUCAUUAUCCAUCCCUUUAUAUAUAUACACGUGUAUAUAUACGUUUAAUGGUUUAUUUUAUAUAUUUCUUUUUAUUAUUAUUAUUAUUUUUUAUAAGCAUAGCUUGAUCGACUUCUCAUGUGGGGUUGUGCCAAUGGCCUGGAUCCUGCUCAUCAUUGACUACUCCGCUCUUUUGGCUAUGAGGAUCAUGUUGGAAAUUAAGCCAUUACCAAGGAUUUAAUGUCCAUUCCAGUUCUUAAACUAUUUUUCCGCUUUUGCCAAUUUCAUUAUUUACUGCUUUCUUUCUUUCUUUGGGUUCCUUUCCAUCUUCUUCUUGAUAUCUCAAGAGUCACAUAUGUCUGAAACCAGGAUGGAGCAUGGAUAUCUGGAAACCGAUCCUACUGGUCGGUAUGGUAGAUUUGAACAAGUUCUUGGCAGAGGUGCAAUGAAAACAGUAUAUAAGGCAAUUGAUGAGCUCCUUGGAAUGGAGGUGGCAUGGAACCAGGUAAAGCUCAAUGAGGUGUUACGCUCUCCUCAUGAUUUGGAGAGGCUAUACUCCGAAGUUCACCUCCUUAGCACCCUCAAUCAUGACUCCAUCAUUAGAUUCUACACCUCCUGGAUUGAUGUUGACCACAAGACUUUCAACUUCAUCACUGAAAUGUUCACUUCAGGAACUCUCAGAGAAUACAGGAACAAAUAUAACCGAAUGGAUAUCCAAGCCAUUAAGAACUGGGCUCGCCAAAUAUUAGAGGGCCUUGUUUACCUACAUGGUCAUGAUCCCCCGGUAAUUCACAGGGACCUUAAGUGUGACAAUAUAUUUGUCAAUGGUCAUCUUGGAAAAGUCAAGAUUGGUGAUCUAGGCCUUGCUGCAAUUCUCCAAGGAUCCCAAUCAGGUCACAGUGUCAUAGGCACGCCGGAGUUCAUGGCUCCAGAACUAUAUGACGAGCAUUACAAUGAACUAGUUGAUGUCUACUCAUUUGGGAUGUGUGUUCUAGAAAUGUUUACCUCUGAAUACCCAUACAUCGAAUGUGCCAAUCCAGCGCAAAUCUACAAGAAAGUGACCUCGGGAAAACUGCCAAGAUCAUUCUACCAGAUUCAAGACUUGGAAACACAGAGAUUUAUUGGAAACUGUCUAGUAAAUGCCUCAAGGAGACUUUCAGCAAGAGAACUAUUGCUUCACCCAUUUCUGGCUUUGGAUGGUGCUAAACCAUGGCCAAAGCUUGGUAGUCAGCCGGUAUUUCUGAAUAAAAGGGAAAUGGAGAAACUGCAUUUGAGGGGUAAUCCUGCAAAAACAGACAUGAAAAUCACAGGGAAGCUGAAUCCAGAAGACGAAACCAUCUUUCUUAAAGUACAAACUGCAGACAGAGAUGGUUCUAGCAGAAACAUAUAUUUUCCUUUUGACAUUGUGAAUGAUACACCAUUGGAUGUUGCAAUGGAAAUGGUAAAGGAGCUGGAGAUAACCGACUGGGAGGCGUUUGAAAUUGCAGAAAUGAUUGAUGGUGAGAUUUCUGGUCUAAUUCCACAAUGGAAGAAACCAGACUUUACUCAUUGUGAAGCCUACCAUACAUUUAACUACCAAGAAGAUGACGGGGUGCCUCAUCAUCCAUUCAACUCUUUCUCCUCACGUUCUUCGUCCCAGCUUUCACUGUCUGGCUUGAUGGCACAAGGAUAUAAUUGUCCUCAAGAUGAUUUCGUUGAUGAUACCAGCUCUCAAAGUUCUUCACACUCUGGAACAUAUUCUAACUUGAGUUACUUAUGUGGGGAUGAUCACAAGCCUGAAGCAAGCCCCGCAAGAAGAAAUAUACAUCCUAGUACAAGAUUUUGCCCUGAAGAAUGUUUAAACAUUGUAAGGAAUUACUGUUACUACGACCAACGCAAAGAAUUGCAUGGAGUUAGUUCUAAAAAUAGGAGAGGCAUGGAGAGCCAAAAAUUAGUGAGGAACCGUUCAUUGGUAGAUGUGCGGAGCCAAUUACUACACCAAUCAUUAGUGGAAGAGGUGAGAAAAAGAAGGUUGUUUAAGACAGUUGGAGCUGUAGAAAACAUUGGGUUUCAGGCUCCUUGUGAGGUGGUUCCUAAGAAAACGUCACAAAGGACUUCGAUACAAAAGGGUUAAAUUUUUGUUCUCCCACGGCAGCAACUAUGUUUUCAGGCCAAAGGAAAAAAAAAAAAGGAACAAUUUUUGGUCUUGGAUACAAGAAGAGUGUAAAUAUAAUACAGGUUGUUUGUAAAGGCUGAGAGGGCCAGUUAAAAGUGAUACUUAAAUUGAUGCUUUCUCUCUGUGCCAGCAUAAUAAAUCUAAUUAAUAAUUUUUGUCCAAAAGUAGAAGAAAGAGAUUUGGUUCAUAUAUCCUUUGUGGAUAUUGGCUUUGUUUUUCAUCAAUCUCAUGUAUGUUUCAAAUCCACUCCUGAAUUCUUAAAGUAUCCAUUAAUUUUAAUGGUUAAUAUGGGGUUAGCUAGCUACUCUGGUGUUAAUAUAGAGAAUGCUUUAUA